Molecule: messenger RNA, 2532 nt
Organism: Hyaloperonospora brassicae
Lineage: Eukaryota; Oomycota; Peronosporomycetes; Peronosporales; Peronosporaceae
Source: the annotation of a GenBank genome assembly
AUGGCUCGCAAGAAAUCGACACUGGCGCCGCUCAAGGCGUCGAUCCCGACCACUCGUAGGAACAACAAAGGACGCAAGCCGAAGACGGCCAUCACUGCGGUCAAAAAGCAGCAGCUGCAGCAGCCACAGGUGCAAGUCAAGAGCUUGAAAAAGACGGCCAAGACGGUGAAGCAGCUCGCAAAGGCAGAACGCGAACAAGAAGGAGAAGAAGACGAAGGAGUCGAAGACGAAGAGAAGGAGGACGACGAUGACGAUGAAGAAGAGGAGGACGACGACGAUGCGAGUGAGACAGAAGACAGUGACGAGGUGAACGACGACGAGGAGGACGAUGACGACGGGUUUGAGGAUCAGGGAUCGUCGUCGGACGACGACAGUGGCGAUGAUGAACCAGACGAUGCCGAGCUGACAGAGCUGGAGAAGAAGACGCGUCGUUUUACUGUGGACCGUGAGAAGGAAGUGCAGAAGAUGCGCGAAGACGGGUCGUUGUCGGUGGCGUCGCAGCUGCAUGUGGACGACUUGUCGUCUGACGAUGAGGAAAACGUCAACACGAUCGGCAAUGUGACGCUUCGAUGGUACGAAGAGUAUGACCACAUUGGGUACAAUGUGGAAGGCAAGCGGAUCAUGAAGUCAAGUAAUGGAGACGGCAUUGAUAAUGCUAUCGCUGCGAAAGAUGACCCAAACUAUGACCGCACAGUGUACGAUGCUUACAAUGACCGGAAGAUCGUUUUGUCGGAUCGUGACAUGGAAAUCAUUCGACGGAUGCAGGCAGGCGCUUUCGCUCACCCGGAGUUCGAAGCAUACCCGGACUAUGUGGAUAUCUACUCGUCAAACAAAAUCAUCCAUUCGAUGGGCAACGACAUUGAGCCCAAGAGCCGAUUUUUGCCUUCGAAGUGGGAGCGCAUGAAGGUGCUGAAGAUUAUGAAGGGUAUCAAGGAAGGCCGCAUCAAGCUUGAACAAAAGCCAGAAAAGAAGCCGGAAGUGUACCAGAUGUGGUUUGAUGACGACCAGUCACAAACUCGAAGGGGACCUGCACACGUCCAGGCACCAAAGAUGCCGCUCCCUGGACACAUCGAGUCUUACAAUCCUCCGGACGAGUACUUGUUCACGAAGGAGGAGCUUUACGCUUGGGAAAAAGCCGAUCCGGAGGAGCGUGAAACGAGGUACAUGCCAAGGAAGUUCAAGUCGCUUCGUGAGUUGUGUGGCUAUAGCGGUUUUGUGCGUGAGCGCUUUGAGCGUUGCUUGGAUCUGUACUUGGCACCUCGUGUGAACAAGCGCAAGCUCAACAUUGACCCCGAAUCGCUCGUGCCAGAGCUACCGAAGCCUCAGGACCUUCGCCCUUUUCCGAACACGUUGGCUCUUGUCUUCAAUGGCCAUACUGGACGUAUUCGCUCGCUCGCGGUGGAUCCGUAUGGCCAGUAUGUGGCUUCGGGCUCGGAUGACUCGACUGUGCGUAUUUGGGAGCUAGAGACUGCUCGCUGUUUGCAGGUGUACAACGUUGGUGCAGUGGUGCACAAGCUGUCAUGGAACCCUAACAAGGAUCACCAGUUGCUGGCUGUUGCGGCUGCUAAAAAGGUGUUUAUUAUUGCUACUGGAACGGGUAGCGCCGAUCAAACGGAGCUUACGAACGUUCUCGUUGGUGACGCUGAUGAUAGCAUUCGAGUUGUUGAGGAGACGGGUGGCGCGACAGAUAGCACAAGUGGUGGCGUCCAGGUUGUGGACGAGGCUGACGCUACCGUCGAGGCUGACGCGCUCAAGAAGAAGGUACCUGUAACUUGGCGGUUUUACAGCGGGACAAGCGACAAGCACAAGUCAAACAACGCGUCCGAACGACCGUGGCUGGAACGUCGAGUAGGUACUGGUAUCCGCGUGGUGUUGCACCACACGAGCGACGUGAAGGAUGUAGCGUGGCACCACAAGGGAGAUUACCUUUCUACGGUCUCUCCUGGCGCAGGCUCGGGUGCUGUGCUGAUCCAUCAGCUUUCGAAGCGUAAGACGCAAAAUCCGUUCCAGAAGAGUGUGGGCCAAGUUCAGUGCAUUCUGUUUCACCCGUCCAAGCCGUUCUUCUUCCACGCCACUCAGCGCCACGUACGCGUGUAUAACCUGGUGAAGCAAUCCAUCGUGAAGAAGCUGUCGUCAGGUGUCAAGUGGAUCUCCAGUAUGGCCGUGCACCCGAACGGUGACCACCUUCUCGUUGGUAGUUACGACCGACGGUUGUGCUGGUUUGACUUGGAUUUGUCUUCAAGGCCGUUCAAGACGCUCAAGUACCACGAAAAGGCCGUUCGGGAUGUGUCGUUCCACGCCAAGUACCCUCUCAUGGCUUCCGCGUCGGACGAUGGCACCGUUCACAUUUUUCACGCCAUGGUGUACUCGGACUUGAUGAAAAAUCCACUGAUCGUGCCGCUCAAGAUACUGCGUGGCCACGAGGUGUCCGGUGGUCUCGGUGUCAUGGCGCUAGCUUUCCAUCCUGUCCUGCCGUGGGUGGUGACAGGAGGUGCCGACGGGACCAUCCGUCUCUUCCAGAACCUCCACUAG